This is a messenger RNA of Schistosoma rodhaini, 420 nucleotides long. The record is from the annotation of a GenBank genome assembly. NCBI's taxonomy places the organism in Eukaryota, Metazoa, Platyhelminthes, Trematoda, Strigeidida, Schistosomatidae.
AUGUUGUUGUUGUUUUUUUCAUCAUCAUCAUCAUCAUCAUCAUCAUCAUCAUCAUCAUCAUCAUCAUCAUCAUCAUCAUCAUCAUCAUCAUCAUCAUCAUCAUCAUCAUCAUCAUCAUCAUCAUCAUCAUCAUCAUCAUCAUCAUCAUCAUCAUCACAUCAUCAUCAUCAUCAUCAUCAUCAUCAUCAUCAUCAUCAUCAUCAUCAUCAUCAUCAUCAUCAUCAUCAUCAUCAUCAUCAUCAUCAUCAUCAUCAUCAUCAUCAUCAUCAUCAUCAUCAUCAUCAUCAUCAUCAUCAUCAUCAUCAUCAUCAUCAUCAUCAUCAUCAUCAUCAUCAUCAUCAUCAUCAUCAUCAUCAUCAUCAUCAUCAUCAUCAUCUCCAUCAUCAUUACAAUCAUUGUUGUUGUUGUUGUUUUGGUUGA